Ixodes scapularis (black-legged tick) is the source of this 1764-nucleotide messenger RNA. RefSeq names its product protein bowel. Bases 1 to 1311 code for a protein of 436 amino acids. NCBI's taxonomy places the organism in Eukaryota, Metazoa, Arthropoda, Arachnida, Ixodida, Ixodidae. The transcript has 4 exons. Gene Ontology annotation, cellular component: nucleus. Gene Ontology annotation, molecular function: DNA-binding transcription factor activity, RNA polymerase II-specific; RNA polymerase II transcription regulatory region sequence-specific DNA binding. Gene Ontology annotation, biological process: regulation of transcription by RNA polymerase II; embryo development. The record is from RefSeq and is a predicted model, not a curated record.
AUGGUGGAAAGUGACGUAGCGCACUCGACGGCCAACAGCAGCCACGUCGUCCAGCCGCCCCAGCAGGCCCUCCCGGCCGAUUUGAGCGUGUCGUCCAAGCCCCGCGCCGCCUCCGCGCCCUCGGGACCCCACGGGGGCUUCUUCCGCAAGGCACCAGCGUCGGCGGCUGCCGUGGCCGCCAUGGCACCGGCCAUCGGCCCGGGCGCCUUCUGCGGGCCCUUCCCGCUGGCAGCGCCGCUGCCCCUGCUGCCGGGCUUCGCCAUGGCGCCCUUCGCCCCGUACCCGCUCCUCUUCCUCGCGGGGGCCGCCCACAAGGACGCCGGAGCCCCGCAGCUGUCCCCCGCGGGCCCCACCGUCAGGGGUUCGCCGUCCUCAACCAGCGUGCGGACGCCGAGCAUGAACGCAAGGCCAAGGGGCAAGUUCGACUUCUCGCGGCUCGCCGAGUCCGCCACGUCACGAGACAACGACGCGGACGCGCGGGACUUCUCGCCCUGCGAGCCUCCGGACCGGGCGCCGAGGCUGAGCCCCCAGCAGCCCCCGGCCGUGCACCAGCCGCCGCAGCACCACCCGUCGGCCACCACGCAGCGGGGUCCUCACCCGCCGGGCCUCGUGGGCAGCGCGGCCGGCCGCCACGGGCCCGCAUUCCCGCUGCUGCCUUCGUACUACGCGCUCCACCACGGCUCCGUCGGCGCCCUGGGAAGCGAACUGUUCGAGCGCAAGCCCGUCCGGGGACGCGGAGGCUCGUCGCGGCCCAAGAAGGAGUUCAUCUGCAAGUUCUGCCAGCGGCGCUUCACCAAGUCGUACAACCUGCUCAUCCACGAGCGGACCCACACCGACGAGCGGCCCUACACGUGCGACAUCUGCCACAAAGCCUUCCGCCGACAGGACCACCUCAGGGACCAUAGGUACAUCCACUCGAAAGAGAAGCCGUUCAAGUGCGGCGAGUGCGGCAAGGGCUUCUGCCAGUCACGGACCCUGGCCGUGCACCGCAUCCUGCACCUGGACGACUCGCCGCAUAAGUGCCCCACGUGCGGCCGCAGCUUCAACCAGCGCUCCAACCUGAAGACGCACCUGCUCACGCACACCGACAUCAAGCCGUACCACUGCCCGGCCUGCGGCAAGGUCUUCCGGAGGAACUGCGACCUCCGGAGGCACGCACUCACGCACACCCUGGGCAUUCCGGAAGACCCGGACCUCGAGAACUCUUGUAACGCGCCGGGAACGUCGUCGGGGUCCAUCGACCUCAUGGAAGACGACGACGACGACGACAGCGAUCUCCAGCAACCCGACAUUCUAGACGUCGAGAACUGAGCAUUGUCCGACGCCUGUCCUUCUGGACGGCGUUCGAGUAUACCACCGGAAUUUCCACGACGGCUGAAGUUGGGGGACUGCGCGUGUGUGUGUGUGUCUUUGGAUGCUUGUGAAUCUGUGGACAACUCAAAAACCUUGCGGGAGGUUCAGUUUUGCAGCUCAUCGGCGAUGAAAUCUCAGGACACACGGACACUUGUGGAGACAAAGGGCGUGCUUAUAAUUAUACUCGUGGUCUGAUGCUCAUGCGUCUGUUGCGUGGGUAGGCAGGUUGGCCCACGCAGCAUGCUCUACAGACUUUUUUUUUCUUCAAAUGGUGGAUGAGUGUGGUGGGAAUUAGUAGGGAAGCCGAGUCAACACAACCUAGAUAAAGCAAGGUCAGUGCACUCGUUCUCACCCCUCCCCAAGACGUCAGCGCAUCUUGCACCACGUAAUAACAACGCAGUCGCGCUGAUC